AUGAUGCCACCGUUGACCAAGAUCGAGGUGCUCGCGAAGCGAGUGAUGGAAGGUGCGCAACUCAAAACGCACAAGUACUUCCGAAUCGCUGUGCCUCACGCAAUCACCGGUCAACAGUUAAUAGCGUUGGUUCUAGAAAGAGGCGCCCCUGACGACGAAGCGGAAGCGAGUCACCUAGCGAGUCUACUCCUUCAUCAUGGCUACAUGUUUCCAGUCAUCGAGCAUGGUCAACCCUUUAAAGACGACGGAACCCUCUACAGGCUACAGAGGCCGUACUUUUGGCCGUCACAGGCUGAACUUGUGCCUGAUGUAGAAUACGCUAUAUACCUCAACAAACGAUUGCUGAGGAAUGAGCAGAAACACGGGUUAGAAGAAGAUGAGGUGGAAUCGUUCAACAGACUAGCGGAUGUUCUCGCACAUAUGUGGGCAUUCAUAGUUCAACAAUCGGAACUUCAGCUGAAACAGCAGAAGGAGAAGAAGAAAGUUGAUAAAGUUGUGUUCGAUUCGGAGGAACGAGCGUUUUGGAAAAUUCGAAAACCUAGUAGGGGUGGCCCGAACUUUCUGGAGGAUCCGUAUAUGAAGACUGAGAAGAAAAUACGACGGCAGAAUGCACAAGGCUAUCGAUGUUUGAUGGAUCGAUUACGAUUCGCGAUCAAAACGAAACCCUGGCUGAAAGCUUUGAAAGCUUCUGAUACAAUGGUGACCUGGGUAGAUCAACGAGCAGAAUUCGAUCCUUUCCUCCACCCUCCCCAACCCUCGAAUCCAUGGAUAAGUGAUGAAGCUUCCUACUGGAACCAACCGACUGAUACAUCAAGCGCCGAGAUUCCUACUGAAAAACGGGUAAAACGAUGGGGUCUGUCGGUUCAAGAACUCGUGAAAGAUCCUAUAGGACGACAAGUCCUCGAAACCUUCCUAGAAUCCGAGUUUUCUUCUGAAAAUAUACGAUUCUGGAUAGCGAUACAAGACAUAAAGUAUGCGCCGAACGAGCAAAUCUAUCAGAAGGCCGAACGGAUACGAGAAGAAUUUCUGGCUCAAGGAGCACCUGCACAAGUGAAUGUUGACUCGAGGACACUCGAUCAGACCCUGGAUUGUAUAUCGAAAGCGAAGGACGCGUCACAGAUGAGAUUCGCUUUUUAUCAUUCAGAAGAGCACGUCUUCACACUGAUGGCGAAGGAUUCGUAUCCGCGAUUCGUGAGGUCUCAGAUUUACAAAGCCGUGUUGACAGCCGCUCAGCAGCACGGAACGAAACGAUUGGGUUGGCGGAAUUUCGUCUUCAAUAUGGGUACUACUAAAAAACCAACUUCCAGUAAACCAGCAAAGGCAAGAUUUUCCAGGGUGAUUAUAUGUAUGAAAACUUUGAUUCUCUCUUCAGCCGCAAGAUUCAAUUGGAACGUGUCAAGCUCUACCGAAACAACUCUCUUCAGACUCGUUGCCAGUUCGGCAGGCUCAUGGAGUCAAAUAUUGGAAAUCGGGAAAAAUUCGGAACAAGUUAUUAUGAAGAUUGAAGAUCUAGGGAAAUUUGACUGA
Caenorhabditis remanei is the source of this 1527-nucleotide messenger RNA. RefSeq lists its product as uncharacterized. NCBI's taxonomy places the organism in Eukaryota, Metazoa, Nematoda, Chromadorea, Rhabditida, Rhabditidae. The record is from RefSeq and is a predicted model, not a curated record. Gene Ontology annotation, biological process: intracellular signal transduction; G protein-coupled receptor signaling pathway; regulation of G protein-coupled receptor signaling pathway. Bases 1 to 1527 code for a protein of 508 amino acids. The transcript is spliced from 9 exons.